GAACCCUCUUCUCUCUCUCUCUCUCUCUCUCUAAAAUGAGCCCAUUUGGUUUUGUGAUCAAGGGAUGAAGGUUCCUCCAUCCUGAUACUGUCGCUCUUCCCUAAUGUCUCCUUUCUAAACUCCAUAGCAGCUGCAUGGUGUCCAGUGUGAGUGUGUGACACCAUCAUUACUAAUUUAUCCAUCUUUCCAUACAGUGUCCUGACAAGCCACCCUCGCCGCUUGCUCACUCGAUAUCGGUCAUUAACAUGUAGAGUAGGAGGCAAGGCCAGGGGGGGGGGCCCAACCUAUCGGGUUCCUCGUUUAAGGUCCUAUUACACUUACUACCACCUCUGCCAUCGACCCAGAGCUGUGGUGACAGGACUUUGCUCUUGUUUUUCUAUUUGUGUUGCCAUUGCUUUGUAAUCCUAUUGGAAGUCUGACAACAACGAUAACAACAUGACUGUAAGGAUGGAUAUAGUCCUUUAUUUACUGUUGGUUGUUGGCAAGGCUGUCUCUAAGAAAGGGGUGAAAUGUGGCGGGAUCCUCUCCGCCUCUUCCGGCAACAUCUCCAGCCCCAACUACCCAGGUCUGUACCCGUACAACAUCGAGUGUGUGUGGCUGAUUGUAGUGGCCGAGGGGUCCUCUGUCCUGCUCACCUUCCGCCACUUUGAGUUGGAGUAUCACGCUGCCUGCUCCUACGACUACGUCAAGAUCUAUAACGGUGUGUCCGAGGAUGAGGGGAACCUACUGGGGACGUUCUGUGGCGACGUGUCCCCUCCUCGGUUCACCUCCUCCUGGAAUGUUAUGUCGAUCAUUUUCCACUCCGAUCGUCAUGUGGCUCACAGAGGGUUCUCCGUGGGCUACAGGAAAGAUGUGUGUGGUGGGGUCCUUACCGGUCUGUCUGGCAUCAUCUCCAGCCCAGGCUACAGUCCAGAUACCCAGUACAGCAACAACGCCGACUGUUCCUGGACGGUCCAUGUGUCCAACCGCAGCGUGGUCAGUCUGGUCUUCCUUGACUUCCAGCUUGAGAACAACGAGGGCUGUAAUUUUGACUUCGUGGCUCUCUUCGACGGCCCGACCGUCACUCACAGACACCUGGGGAACUACUGUGGAGGGGAGAAGCCUCCUAAGAUUGUUACUACCUCCAACCAGCUCCUGGUGGUGUUCAAGUCUGACUUCAACAUCGGGGGACGAGGGUUCAAGGCUUACUACUACUCAGGUGAAUGCCAGCAGGUGCUGUCUGCACCAAGUGCUAACUUCACCAGCCCCCACUACCCUAACAUCUACCCCAACAACAUCAAGUGUCACUGGACCAUCAACCUGGCCAGGGGCUACCGCAUCAAACUAUUCUUCAACGCUAUGGAGCUGGAGGACAGGAACAGCCUAUCAGACGAGUGCGACUACGACUCUGUAGCUGUGCAUGAUGGGAGCAGAGAGAAAGACCCAUUGCUAGGGCGAUGGUGUGGCUCGGAACAACCCGGGUCUCUGAUCUCUAAGAACAACAACAUGCUGGUGGUCCUCAGUACAGACAGGAACUCAGCUUAUAGAGGGUUCUCUGCUUCCUAUGUAGGAGUGGUACCAGUUAACAUCAGCUGUACGAGGACAGAGUUCACCAUUCAUAUCUCCCAGCAGUCACUGCCUGGGCUGAACCGUGAGAGUAUCUUUCUGGGGGAUCGCUCCUGUACCUCCCAGCUGACACCUACCACCUAUAAGAUCCUGGCACGCUUCGAAAAAUGUGGCACUGCAGGCCAGCCACGGCGUAACAUCACCAUGCUGGUGAACACGCUCUACAUCGACUUCUCCGACGGGAAGGGGCGGAGCGUCCAGGAGUACGAGGUACAGUGCGACGCCCAGCGCAAGAUGGCCACCAUUCACAUCGUCUCAGCCGAGGAGCACCAGAGGAUGAACGAGCUGGCCCGACGCCAAGCAGAGGGGUCCGGGGGAGGGGGAGGGAAGGAGGCAGACCCAGAGCCUCACGACCCCAGUGAUAUAGUGUUUAUUAGCAUCUGUGUGCUGGCUGUUGUUCUGAUGGUGAUCGCUGUAAUCUGGCUGGUACUGCUUUAGUAGAGAAAGAGAGGAGGUUGGCGAUGCGGUCUACGUGAGCCAGAACAUGUUGAGGUUUACAAUGAAAACCGACAGAUUUAUUUUUGUAAUGAAUGUCUAUUGCUCAUUUCAAAUCGUACCAAAACAAUGAUUUAAUAUUGUCACCGCUCUCGACAUUCAUAAUAAAAACACAGGCAGAGAUCAACAUUUGAUUUACUUCAAUAUAGAAAAUCUAAGAUGAAUAAAAAAUACUAAUCAGAAGAGGAAGGCCUAAUUAAUACGACUAAUGACGGUGUGCUCCGACUGUCUUUCACCAUUUUGGAAAAAGGCACCAGUCCAGUCCAGCAAAAGUAUUUGCCAGAAUCAUGUCCCAGUCUUCCACACAGUAUUUUGGGGGCUGAGGGGCUAGCUAGCUUCUUCUUGUUUGGAGACCAGCUGAUUUUUUUUUUUUUUAAAGGUACCAGUCCAGAACCAA
Molecule: messenger RNA, 2497 nt
Organism: Coregonus clupeaformis (lake whitefish)
Lineage: Eukaryota; Metazoa; Chordata; Actinopteri; Salmoniformes; Salmonidae
Gene: cdcp2
Product: CUB domain containing protein 2
Exons: 7
Coding region: 436-2043 (535 amino acids)
Source: RefSeq, a predicted model, not a curated record